Messenger RNA from Tetrahymena thermophila SB210, 1089 nucleotides. RefSeq lists its product as hypothetical. The transcript has a single exon. The record is from RefSeq and is a predicted model, not a curated record. NCBI's taxonomy places the organism in Eukaryota, Ciliophora, Oligohymenophorea, Hymenostomatida, Tetrahymenidae.
AUGAAUUAAGAAGGUAAAAAAUCUAUCCGAUUUUCAGAAUUAAAUGAUGAAAAAAUAAACAGUGUAAAUGAAUAUGUUGAGCAUUUGAUCUAAAUAUAAGAUGAUCCUUAACACCUCUAAUCAGUUAAGAAUUCAUUUUAAAUAUCAAAUCUACUUAAUGUUUUUGAUAAUAAAUUCAAUUUUAUAUCAAAUAAUUAUCAAGAUAACAUGAUGAGAUACUUAAUAGAAACAUAUCCAUUUUCAAAAAAUAUAAACACAGACCAAAUGUUCUCUGAAUAAUAAAGUUUUAAUAUUUUAAGGAGUCUAGAAACAAAUUAUAUAAAAGAGUUUGUUAAAAUAGUAAAAAAGAAAUAGAAUCUAAAUGAAAAACAAUAAAACUUUGAAAAUAGUUAAACAUACAGAGUUCAAUAAAAAAUACUAGAAUCAUUUAUUUUUGAAAAACCAGAAUUGGAAAAUACCUUAAAACAAUUUCCUAUCUUUGAUUUAUUAUUGUUAAAAGGGAAGAAUAUCUUGAAUGAAUUAUAAUUUUAGAAAAGCAAUAUAAAUGAUGGAAACUAGCGAAUAGAAAUAGUUAAAAAUAUGAAUAACUAAUUUGAAAUUUCUAUAAAUGAAACAAACUACUAAGGGAGUAAAAAAGAUUGGCCUACUAAUUGCAUUUCUUAGAUAUUGGAAAGAGAUAAAAAAUACAUAUUUAGGAUUUAAUUUCAAAAGGGAUUUAGUAGUAUAUUUGUGAUAGGAUUGAUGAAAAAUGAUAAUUUCAAUAGCAAUUAAGGAUGUAAUGAUAAAAUGAGCUACUAUUUUAAAUUAGAAAAUAAUAAGAUGAAAUACUAUGGAUAGUAUGGAAUUGAUAAAUUUGUAAAAGGAGAUAAGACAUAAUUGCUAGAUGAAAAUAGUAUUUUAGAGUUGAGAGUUUGGUUAGAAGGAUAGUAAGUUGAGGUAUUAAAUUACCCAGAUUAUUCCUAUUAAGUUGAAAUCUAAGAUGGAUAUAAAUAAAAUCUAUCAUAAAAAGAUCUAAGUUUAUAUUUCUAUUUAGGUGGGCACUAAGAUAAAUAUAUCUUAAAAGAAGCAUUAAUAGUUGAGUAAUUUUGA